This is a messenger RNA of Phycodurus eques (leafy seadragon), 3840 nucleotides long. RefSeq names its product RAB guanine nucleotide exchange factor (GEF) 1, like (gene rabgef1l). The transcript has 9 exons. Gene Ontology annotation, molecular function: small GTPase binding; zinc ion binding; DNA binding. Bases 187 to 1713 code for a protein of 508 amino acids. The record is from RefSeq and is a predicted model, not a curated record. Gene Ontology annotation, biological process: vesicle-mediated transport. NCBI's taxonomy places the organism in Eukaryota, Metazoa, Chordata, Actinopteri, Syngnathiformes, Syngnathidae. Gene Ontology annotation, cellular component: endocytic vesicle; cytosol.
UGAUAUGUGAAGAAAGAAGAAGAAGCACGGCGCAGCACAGCCAAACGACAAAAUGGCGGAAUCUAUUAGUGGGACGGAACUAACCGUAAAGCUAAUGUAAACGUUCCACAUUACAGCCGCCUGGAGCAGGAGCGACGUUGUGUGACAACUUUGCCCAUCCUGCGGGUGACACUCCUCCUGUGAAGGAUGAUGGCCCAACGCCCUGAACGGCGUCGGAUCCAUCUGGACCAGUCCGAGCUGCUUUGUACAAAAGGAUGUGGUUUUUAUGGCAACACAGCUUGGCAGGGCUUGUGCUCCAAGUGCUGGCGAGAGGAAAACCAGCGAGAAAAACAAAAACAAAUCCAGGACGACUGGGCUCUAGCUGAGAGGCUGCAGAGAGAGGAAGAGGAAGCCUAUGCAACCAGACAUCAGCGGGCGCAGUCACAGCCCACUGUCGCACCUUUCAGCAAGUUUGAGGAACGAAAGACCAAGGAAAAGUCAAGCAAGGUCAACACUGUCGCCAAGUUUUUCACUCCCUCCAUCAAAACACCACCAAAGAAAGAUGCUGCCACCCCUUUGGACGCUCAGUCCAGCCCAAGCUCCAGCUCCACAGCAAGCCGGCCAUCCCCCGCAGACACCGACCACGCAACAAGGGAGUUCAUCGAUUUCCUCAAGCCUCUGAAAUAUGGCCGACAAAUUUUCAAACAGUGUCACGCUUUUACUGAGAGCAUGGCCUACAAGCGAGACACAUGUGCUGAUGACAUGUCUGAAUGCGUCCAGGACUUCUACCAGUCUCUCUCAGAACGCCUUCACACUCAGUUCAAAGGCUCCUCAGACUACGUAGAGGGCAUAAUGGACGAAGUGGAAAGGUACAUGAUGACACGUCUUUACAAGGAGGUUUUCUGUCCUGAAACGUCAGAUGAUGAGAAGAAAGACCUGGCCAUUCAGAAGAGGAUUAGAGCCUUGCAUUGGGUCACCAUCGAGAUGCUGGGUGUUCCCGUUGAUGAGGAGAUCCCCGAGGCUUCCGACAGCGUGGUUAAAGCCAUCACAGAUGUGAUCGAAAUUGAUUCCAAGCGGGUACCCAAAGACAAGCUGGCAUGCAUUACACGCAGCAGCAAACACAUCUUCAACGCCAUCCGCAUCAGCAAAAAGGAGGCGGCGUCGGCGGACGACUUCCUGCCCACGCUCAUCUACAUCGUGCUGAAGGCGAAUCCCCCACGGCUUCAGUCCAACAUCCAGUACAUCACUCGCUUCUGCAACCCCAGCAGGCUCAUGACCGGAGAGGAUGGCUACUACUUUACCAAUCUGUGUUGCGCCGUUGCCUUCAUAGAGAAGCUGGACGGCAAGUCGCUCAACAUGACCUCGGAGGAGUUUGACCGGUACAUGUCUGGGGGCCAGGCGUCGCCCAACCACCCACUGGCGGGCGGUGCCACGCUCAGCCAGGUCCACAAGCGUCUUGACCUGCUCACGGGCCUGGGUCAGCGACAGGAGCUCGUCAUGGAGCGAGCGCGCCAGCUGGAGAGCGACCUCAUCGACUGGACGGACGAAGUGGAGCAGAAGGUGCAGAGCGUCCUGGAAUCUUUCGAGACGCAGAACCCUCCAGUCGUUGCCGGCGCCGCCACGAGUGUGGCAAAAGGCGCGGCAGCGGCGCCGGCCUCCUCAGCCAUCGAUUCUGAUAACGUUGAGAACGAGCACCUGCCACCGCCACUAACGCCGCAAGUGUUUGCUGGUUGAUACGAGCGAAACUAUGCCACUCAUCCAUCCAUCCAGCCAGUCAUCCAAAUUAGAAGGUCUGAAUCUCCUUCUGAUAUUUGACAGGAAUAACCAAUCAUGAUUGGGUCAUACUUAUUAUUAUUCCCUCUGUGGUCAAGACAGAGUAAAAUAAAAGGUGAGGAUAUGCCUUACAGAAAGUUAGGGAUUUACAGCUUUUAGGUGAAAUUUCAGGAUGAACCUAAAAUGAACUAUAACCUCUAUCGGUGAACUUUUAAGACUUGAAUGUCCAAAUGUUCAAUGUUUCAGUACUUUUUGCAUAACUUACUGUUCUUUCAUAAGAUACUGUUGAUAAAUGUUUAGGUGUCGUCCUGGUGUCAUGAUGUCAGAAUGCGAAUAGCGUGAUGAAGAGGCCUAUUUAAAUUACCAAUUCUAAUUGAACGAGGAAAUAUAUUGGUUUCCGUCACAGAAAGGCAUUGAAGUGGAUGUCUUUUAUCCUUUUUUUAUUCAUUGGUCAAUUAAUGGGUCAAACACUUGUUGUGAAUUUUGCCAUUCCUCUUCUGUUAGAGAGCAAGGUUUGAAAAAGAAAUACUGGAACAGGGGACAGUUGGACAUGUGCAUUUAAAAGUUUAGACAAAGGCCAAAUUAAGUUGUAAAGUUUAAAGUGCAUUUUAGGUUAUCCUGAAAUUUCACCCAAACCCUAUUAUGCCUCUAACUUUUUGCGGGUAGUGUAUUUUACAAUAGGUCAAAACUGUCACUGUAGUAUUGGGAAUGCCAAAACGUGAACAGCAUGUAAAAUUGGGCUUGUGGCAGAAAUCUCCCAUGAUGCAUCCCGCAAUCGCUCUCUGCUGCCACAUACAGCCGACGUGCGUCAUUCUAGUUGUUAGCGCAGUGGAACCUCAAACGUCGACCGUGUUUGCGUCCAUUACACUCAAGUCAACCUCCAAUUUGGUUGACUCUGAAAACAAUAUUUCCCAGAUUUUAAAUAUGAAAGUAACACGUAAUUAAGCACUAGCUUUUGUUGUGAAAAAUGUCAUCUAGCGCAUGAAGCUAACGCAGCAGUCAAUUCUUUCAAACUGGUGGAUUCCGAUGCACGACUCAGUCACAGGAGGUCUAAAUUAAAGUCCUUAGUUUGUAAAACAUCAGUGUGUACCGGUUGAGGAAUGGAAAUGGAAAGGAAAGCAGGAUAAUCAAACCGCUAACACUUGUUAAAAAUCUAUUUCUACUUUUAUACUUCAUUGAACACGCUCAUCUACAUCGUGCUGAAGGCGAAUCCCCCACGGCUUCAGUCCAACAUCCAGUACAUCACUCGCUUCUGCAACCCCAGCAGGGGUUAAGUGCAUUACAUGCACUUAGAGGAUAAUACGGAAACAUUCCGUUUAGGUGUAGGUUUUUGACUUUUUGAGGUUCCACUGGGCUAGUUUUUAAAAGACAUUGUUUCUGUCAAUUCAAUUCUGAGAACGCAGUCAUUUGGGCACAUGUGCGUUUGCAUGGAUUUUUUUUACAUUCAGGUCAAGCAAUCCUCAUAAGGCCUCCCCCACUGUUCAUGGACUGAGGUGCUUUUAUUUUCCUAUGAAGUGAUUGACGUGUGUCGCACUAGAGGAGAUGCUAGUGGUAACCCAGUGAUAUUUCCAUCUUAAUUGCAAUAGAACCCUUCUACAAAGGAUUCUAUUUCUCCUUGAACAACCACAUCGAAUAUCUAUAAUCUAUUAGUGCGGCAGAAUUUUUAUUUUAGUUUUAUUUUGAAGCACUUAUGAUUUUAAAGAUGGUAUUCUGAACGAUAGUCACUGCAUUUUUAGGUAUGCCGUGUAGUGGCACCAACCAUUUGGACAUUGUGUGUGUAAUAUUCCGAUUUUAAUCAUUUUCUUAUUACUGCUUUGCAGCCAUAUAUGGUGUGUUUUUUUUUUCUGGUUUUGAGACCAGACUUUUAAACUGACUAGCUCGAGUACGUUUUUAAAGCACUCUAUAAGCUAUCGGUGGGGUUACUCACAUUGGCCUGAAUUGGGAAAAAAAAAAAAAAUUCCUUUACAAAGAUAAUUCACUCUUUUCAUGGACACUCAUAUUCGUCACUAUUGUGAUUGGUAAUUUUCCGUCGAGUAUUAUAUUUUUGUAAAGGAGUUUUUUAUUUAUUUAUUAUUAUUAUUUCUGUGG